Plutella xylostella (diamondback moth) is the source of this 883-nucleotide messenger RNA. RefSeq names its product Myosin light chain alkali (gene Mlc1). The record is from RefSeq and is a predicted model, not a curated record. NCBI's taxonomy places the organism in Eukaryota, Metazoa, Arthropoda, Insecta, Lepidoptera, Plutellidae. Gene Ontology annotation, molecular function: calcium ion binding. Gene Ontology annotation, cellular component: muscle myosin complex.
AUCUCAAAUAUCCAGACGAGUGCGCCAUCUAAGCGAGUUAAAACCGUCCCGCGAAAAGUUCCCGAACCCCACUUCUUGUCUGAACGUCUGCCAGUGAAGACCGGGAGGGAACCAACACCAAACAAAAUGACUGACCUCAGCAAAAUCGACCAAGAGAAGGCGGCGUUCGUAUUCUCGAUCUUCGACGCUGACGGCAGCAACAAGAUUGAUGCCUUCGACCUCGGCAAUGUCCUGAGGGCACUCAACAACAACCCCACACUGGCCACCAUCGAGAAGCUCGGAGGCACCAAGAAGAGGGGCGAGAAACUCCUGUCUUUUGAGGAGUUCCUCCCCAUCUACAGCCAAGCCAAGAAAGACAAAGACCAGGGAUGCUACGAGGACUUCCUGGAAUGUCUGAAGCUGUACGACAAGGCUGAGAACGGCACCAUGCUGAGCGCCGAGCUUACACACUCCCUUCUCGCCCUCGGUGAGAAGCUGGAAGACCACGAAGUCGCGGAGGUCAUCAAGGACUGCAUGGACCCUGAAGAUGACGAUGGUUUCAUCCCCUACGGGCCAUUCCUGAAGAAGAUGAUGGCGUAGAAGAUGCGACCGUUAUAUCUUUAGUUAUAAGAUCCAUUUCUCCGAAAAAUGUGCGCCAAACCGGAUGACGCAGAAUAAAGAUAAGGAGUGGGGUUUAAAGGGGGGGAGGCAGCGGCGCGGGCGCACCCCGCCGGCGCCGCCGCCCCCGCCCACGCCCCGCGCCCGCCCACCACCGCCGCCCGUAUACAUCGCCAUCUAGCGUACGGACUAUGAAACACUCCUUUUUAUACUUUUCAACAAAACUGUACAACAUCGACACCAAUGAAUGUACAUACUAUACUAAGAUUAAAUUAUUGUAAACACA